ACUAAGUCGUCUUAUCGCUUCAAUACAUCACGCAGGCUAUGAAUCAGCCACAUCGCUAGCACAUGCUUGAAACUAGGUCGCUCCACUGCAGCUCGAUGAUCGUCUAUUUAUAAGCGCGCCAAUCGAUCAUGUACGUGGCUGACAGUCGAACGAAGACCACGUUAAACAAAGUGUGCGUGAAUCGAUUACUUGGCGAUGUUUUCCACUCAAAUAGCGAUGAAACUGUAUUAUUGUUAUCAGUGAGCGGAUUAUAAAGCAGUGUGGUCGAUUUUCAACACGAUUGUGUGGAGGUCUCUGUUGGGUUUCGGACUGUUAAGCGGAAGACUCGAAUAUAUAGCGCACUGCAUCGUUAAACAUGUCGAACGAUUUGACUCCGGGUAGCCAGGCCGUUCCGAUGUUUAAGGAUUUCUGGGGAAAGGCUUCGAGCAACGUGUGGCGAUUCUAUCAUUUCGAGGUGGACGAGCACGGGGAUUACAUCGACAGGCAGCGGGCGCUGUGCAAGCUGUGUGGCCAUGUGACGAAGUACAGCGGCAACACGACGAACAUGGCGUCCCACCUGGACAAGCGACAUCCCUUUGAGUUCCAGCAGCAGCAGCAGCAGUUCAGCCAGUCGCCGAUCGUGAACCACUCCCAGGACGCCCUGACUGCGUGGGUGAAGAAGUCGAAGCUGCCGUUCCAGAAGACGCAGCUGAUUAACGUCGCCAUCGCCUCGUACCUCGUGGAGAACCUCCUCCCACUGUCGUGCGUGGAGUCGUCGUCGUUCAGACUGCUGUGCACGCAGCUGUGCGUCGACUACGAGAUACCCCCACCCGCCUACCUGAGGAACAAGGUGCUGACGCCGUCGUUCCACGAGACCAAGGAGACGGUUCUGCGGAUGAUCGGUGAGGCUGAAAGCUCCUCUCUGACGGCAGACACAUGGCAGUCUAAGUCUUGUAACUGGUUCGCCACAUUCACGGCGCGCUUCAUCGACUCGCAGUGGGAGCCGCACCAGUUUGUGCUGACCACACGAGAGAUAGCCGAACCUCGGGCCGAAGACGACGUCUAUGCCGUCAUGAACGACGUCGCCAGGGAGUGGGACAUGAAGUCUCCGUCGGCCGUGGUCAGCAGUGUCAUCCGCGAGAACAGAAGUGCCAGCUGGGAACCCGUGGCCAUGUUCCUGCCGUGCAUUUGUCAUUCAGUUAACUACUCCAUCAGGAACUGCUAUUCGCAGAAAUCUCUUUCGGCGUUACUCGGCAAGCUCCGGAAACUGGUGGCUCACUUCAAGUGCGACACGUCCUCUCGUCUGGCUUUGCUAGAGAAGCAGAAGUGUAUGGGUCUGCCCCAGCAGGAGCUGGUCACGGAUAACACCAUUCAGUGGAAGUCGACCGCGGACAUGAUAGAACGAGUCUUGGAACAGGACUCGGCUAUAUGUGCCGUCAUGAUGCACACGAUCGAAAGCAAGCGUGCCUUGAUGUUGAGUCAGUUGGAACUGCAACAGGCGCGCGAGCUUCUCGGUGUUCUGAAGCCGUUCACAACCGCAACACAGCUGAUGUCGAUGGAAAAAUCGCUGACGGCGUCGCUCGUCUGUCUCGUUUUGACCAAGCUGAAAACCGGCCUGCAGGCGUCUGCUUCGGAUAGUGCAUUUCAAAAAUCAACGAAAUCCUUCAUUCUGGGCGAGCUCUCCAAGAGGUACGAACAGACUGCUGUGCUGGAUUUCCUACACGUUGCCGCAGCUCUUGAUCCCAGGUGCAAACACCUGUCCUUCUUAGACGAAAUCGAAAGGGACCGCAUAUUUCUGAGGUUGAAACAGGAGGCCUUGACGCUAACAAUCACGUCAAAUGUGGCCGUGAAGCUCGAGCCUCACGACUAUUCCGACACCAACAACUCGAUCGAGUCACACCAGCUGUCGCUUCAAGUGGACUUCGCCUCCGAGCACAUCGACGAAGGUUCUCUUGAACCCAUCAUAAAGAUUUCUCGGACCUCCCCGAUCUAUAAUAAAGAUGAAUCUUCUGGUCAGAAACUCUCCGACUGGCUUGGGGACCUCAUCCCUCCGGAGGAGAAGCCAUCCAUCUCCACGAGUCAGCGCAUAGACAACGAGAUACAGACGUACCGGUCGGAGUCUGACCUGGAGAUGGACAGCGACCCUCUGCUCUGGUGGAAGAACUACGGGUACGCGUACCCGACGCUGAGCAGACUCGCCAAGAAGUACCUCUGUGUCCCCGCCACCAGCGGACCCAGCGAUCGGGUGUUCUCGGCAGUCGGCAGCUCUGUGGUGGACAGGAGAGCGUGUCUCGAUAGCGACGAGAUCGAUACGAUGGUGUUUCUGAACGCUAACUCGCAGUGUACGUCAAAGGUCACAAGACCAUCUGACGCGAAGCUGAAACAUUCGCAUGGGUCGGCGUAUUGUAACUCCGAGCCAAUUAUCUGACGCACUGAAUAUUGGUGACGCACUGAAUACCAGUAUGCCAUUCGUUAUACUUUUAACUGAAGUGUUCUCAUUAACACGUUCGUGGUUAAGCAUUUCAUAGUGGAAGUUCGACUCCGAAGUGUGUUUUCAUAAAACUGAUCUGAAACUGUUAUUAUUACAUUACAAGGUUUGAGAACUUCCAACGUGUUGUGUUAAAUCUCUUGUUUAAAACAUUGAAAUGCGUGAAUUUCACUUUCACAAACUACAAAUUGGUUUCUAAAACGAAGUGUUCUUUGUUUAAUUUGUUUUAGUUUUGGACCAUUUAAAUUCCUUUAUUAUAUUUUAUAAGUUGCAGUCUAUAGAAUUUUGAUGCCCGGUAAAAUCAUAGUGUCAUUUUACCAAUAAAAUUAAAUAUUUUCA
Messenger RNA from Gigantopelta aegis, 2806 nucleotides. RefSeq names its product E3 SUMO-protein ligase ZBED1-like. The coding region runs from base 356 to 2407 and encodes 683 amino acids. NCBI's taxonomy places the organism in Eukaryota, Metazoa, Mollusca, Gastropoda, Neomphalida, Peltospiridae. The record is from RefSeq and is a predicted model, not a curated record. Gene Ontology annotation, molecular function: DNA binding; protein dimerization activity. The transcript has a single exon.